Messenger RNA from Lepidothrix coronata (blue-crowned manakin), 452 nucleotides. Its product is annotated as mitogen-activated protein kinase kinase kinase 2-like. The transcript has 4 exons. The annotation marks the transcript as partial. The record is from RefSeq and is a predicted model, not a curated record. NCBI's taxonomy places the organism in Eukaryota, Metazoa, Chordata, Aves, Passeriformes, Pipridae.
CUUGUAAUUCCAUUAACCACACAGGAUGACCUGGACAAAGCUGUUGAACUGCUUGACCGUAGUGUACAUAUGAAGAGUCUCAAGAUAUUGCUUGUAAUACAUGGAAAUACACAGUCACCCAGUGUAAAUAAUAUGGAACCCUUGCCCUCACUGGAAGAUUUAGAUAAUACAGUGUUCAGUGUGACAGAAAGGAAAAGGCGACUGUCUGUAAUAGGUUCUAAUACUCGUGAUAGGAGUUCACCUCCCCCAGGUUACAUUCCAGAUGAGCUGCAUCAGGUGGCUCGAAAUGGGUCCUUCACCAGUAUCAACAGUGAAGGUGAAUUCAUUCCAGAAAGUAUGGAUCAGAUGCUGGAUCCAUUGUCUUUAAGCAGUCCUGAAAACUCUGGCUCGGGAAGCUGUCCCUCACUUGACAGCCCAUUAGAUGGGUAAAAAUUAUUUACAUUCAUUAUUUA